AUGAGCAGACAGGAAGUGACCUGCGCUCUGAACAGGAUGUUCCACAGCGCAUCACAGGACGUGCCAGUUCAUGUGACUGCAGCAGCUACUGAGGAGACAUGCAAUAACCUGCUGCUAAAGUACAGAGGUCUGCUGCAGGUCUCGACAACCCCUUCAGGAUCCAUCAGCAAGCCUGGAGUCAGGUGUUUGCUGACGGACCUCAUCCAGGUUCCUGCGGCAGUUCAGGAGGAAGUCGUGUUGGACGAUUUGGAGGCGGCGGUUCAGUCGUGUUUUAAAGGGGUGUUGACCCCAACGGUGAGCAAGCAUCAUCUGUUGUCAUGGCUGCAGAGUGAGCCAUGCCUGUUGCUAUGGUUAUCCACUCUGUACCGGCUGUCAGCCAGUCAGAGCGUCCAGCACAACGUUCGCUGUCACAUCUGUAAGACCCGCCCCUUCACUGGGCUCAGGUAUCGAUGUAUGAAGUGUGUGAACGUCCAUGUGUGUCAGAGCUGCUUCCUGACUGACCGCCAGACCAGGAAACACAAAACCCACCAUCCAGUGCUCGAGUUCUGCAAGCAGCCCACCUGGAGAGAGUCUCUAACCUCGUUGGUGCGCAGUGCUCAUCACACCUUGCUGCCACGGCGACACACUCAGAGAGAAGCUAAUUGGAAGAGGGUCCUAAUGUGGGAGGAGCCAAGCGAGACGGAGAACAGAGCACCACCUGUUUCUGAUGCCUCAACACGAUUGGCUGGCUCGUCUCACAGCCCCUCCUCUGAGAGGGGUGUUUCACACGGCGCCUCAGAGGCUCCUCCUCCUCACUGCUCUUCUUCGUGUAAAUCUCUGCAGACGAAUGAGGACACGUCCAGUCAGCAGACAGUGGCGUUGCUGACAGACGUGAAGAACCUACAGAGGGACCGAUGGCUGUUGGAGCAGGAGCUCCGAACGUUUCGGCUCACUGUCCAAUCCGAGCAGGGCAUCCUGGAGGAAAGGUGCUCUGAGAUGGAAGUUACCGUGGAAACAUUGACGCGGUACAAUGCCCAACUGCAGGGCAUGCUCACACAGGCUCUGAACAAGAUGGAGGCUCAACAACACGCCAGCAACAUGCCAAACAGUGCCAACACGGAGAACACAGAAAGAGGAACCAUCACGCCAACUUCUGACACUCUGAAAAGCACAGAAGAAGAAACAGAGGAGGAAGAGGAGAUAGAGGAUGAGUGGAGCCAGGAAGAACUUCAAACUCAAACAUCUCCCACAAUCCACCAGGGCUCACCUCCCUCACCUGAUGGAGACUGUGAGGAGGAGUCUGCAGGUCGCAUGUCUCCACAUCAUCCAGUAGAGCUACAGCAUGGCCCUGAGGAGGCGGAGCUACAAGGAGAACGAAACAGUCUGUCUGAAGAAGAGGAGGAACAUGGGCCACGUGGUUCAGAGACGCUGCUGCAGGGGACUGUAGAACGACUGAAGGCUGCGCUGGAGACACACAGGUGGACUCAGACAGGUGAGAGGACGAGGGCGGAGCUUCUGCAGGCUGCAGAGCAGGUGGGAGACUCGAUGCUCCACCUGGUCGACGCUAUGGAAACAAACUCACCAGCUGAUUCGUCCAGCUUAGAAAACUUUAUUUAAACAUUAAAUAAAUGCACAGAUACAAAAAGUAUCAAAGUUCACCUGUAGAAAAGUUACCAAAACAUAACGUGUUUCUAUGGAGACGUGAAGCUGCCAGGAUCAUCAUCAAGUCGUCAUGUUUCAUGUGAUGUUUUACA
This is a messenger RNA of Neolamprologus brichardi, 1733 nucleotides long. The record is from RefSeq and is a predicted model, not a curated record. NCBI's taxonomy places the organism in Eukaryota, Metazoa, Chordata, Actinopteri, Cichliformes, Cichlidae.